Acanthochromis polyacanthus (spiny chromis) is the source of this 4473-nucleotide messenger RNA. RefSeq names its product 5-hydroxytryptamine receptor 1B. The record is from RefSeq and is a predicted model, not a curated record. Gene Ontology annotation, biological process: G protein-coupled receptor signaling pathway. Gene Ontology annotation, molecular function: G protein-coupled receptor activity. Gene Ontology annotation, cellular component: membrane. Lineage: Eukaryota; Metazoa; Chordata; Actinopteri; Pomacentridae. Bases 3096 to 4151 code for a protein of 351 amino acids. The transcript is spliced from 2 exons.
AUUAAAUCCCUGUGUUGAAAGCUAAAUUUUAGCAAAAGUAUGUGUCACUAGGAGAGGAGGAGGAAAUGAAAGAACUCAGUGCAGAAAUGACUCAUGUGUGGUUGGUUGAGCAGGAACUAUAGUUUUUGGCUUUUCAACUAUUCACUGAAGAUCAUUUUCUUAAAAAAACAGGUGAGGCAGUGAGUAAAAGGACGCAGCUGACGGAUAUUUGUUUGAGUGCAGCUCCAGAAACAACCUCCCUGAAGCAUUGGACCAGAGUUGCCCGCUAUGACCCCUGGAUUAAGGAUUACCCACCACACACAGAGAAGCACGGGAUUACGCUUUUGUUUUGUUGUGUUCACUGCAGGACUGAAGUCAGACCUUCAGAUAAAUGAUACUAUUACGACACACAGGCGGUGCUUACUACACUUCAGCCUGCUGCAGUCAGAGGGCUUUCCGAAAUUUCCUGAAGAGCACAGAAUACAAAGAUGUUCUGAAGAAUUAGACAACCAGAAGCGUUUAGCAACACUUCCCGGCACUCAACAGAUUCUGUGGUUGUCGUGGACGAUAGGAGAGCUGAGUCUAGAACAUCUGUGGCUGCAAAUUAGUGUCAGAGAGAUGCUUUAUGUACAGCUCCUGCUUUUCUUUAUCCCAUGCAACGUUUACUUACGCUGCUCAUCGACAACAUUAAAACCACCUGCCUAAUACUGUGUAGAUCCACCUCAUGCUACCAAACCAGCUCUGAUCUGUCCACGCAUGGACUCCACAAGACCUCUGAAGGUGUGCUGUGGUUUCAGUCUUCAUGAUGUUUGCAAAUUGUAAGGUGGGGCAUUCAUGGGCCCAUUUUUCAGCACAUCUCACAGAUAGUUGACAUACACAGAUACUUGGAUUCAAAUCUGGAGGACGCCAAGUCAGCUUCAUGAACUGUGAAACUACAUUCCUGAACAAUGUUUGCAGUGUGACACCAUGAAGAACCACAAGGGCAUGGCUUUGAUAUGUGGUCUGCAGGUAGUGGUAUAUGACAAUGGAGCAUCCACAUGAAUGUUAAGUCCUAGGUUUACUCGCAGAACUUAUAGAGGGAAAAGGGGACUGACACUGAUUAAUUGACACCCUUUAAUUGUGAAAAGAGACUAAUGUUUUAACAUGAUUCGGACAAAGACACUGCAGUCACCUAACUUAGUUCUGUUUAGCUGUCAGGUGCACAGAGAACCCUGUUUUUCUCCAGCAGGACACUGCUCAGAGCAUCCCGCUGGGGUUGGCAUAGGCAACUCUAUUCACUACAAGCUGUGAAGAACUCUAUCUUGUGGCACCUCUCUAUCAUUGUCAGUGUGAAGUGGUUCAGCAAUUUUUUCUGCAGUUACCCUCCUCCCUCGUGGGACCAGACCACACAGGGCAGCCUUCACUGUACCCUUUUGCAAGUUGUCCUUCCUUGAACCACUUUAGUCACUGCACAGCAGGAUCAUCAUGGAAUAGCUGCUGUUUUGGAGAUUUACUGGCCAAAUUUUCUAGACACCUCAGACGUCUUUAUAUUUUUUCCUGCUUACAACACACCAGCUUCAAGAACCGACUGUUCACUUGCCUUGUAGCAAAAUAAUCACUGUUGUCCACUUCACCUGUAAUUGCUUUCGAUGCUGUGGCUGAAUUGUGUAUUUUGCUCUGUAUAUGACCAAUAACUGAAUGAGUGCUAUUAUGUAAUGUAUUGAUUUGUCCAGUUUUAUGCUUUCUUUCCGCAUUCCUUAUUUCUUUGCUGUGGAUUUUGUUGUGGUUUAUUGAUUUCAAUUUUAAAUUACUUGCCAAAUGGCGAAACAGUCAAACUCAAAGCCUACUUAGUUGCUUGUUUCUGAGGCAUCAGGUGGAGCACUUUUUUUCAUUUUCAUCUAUAUGUUUUUCAGAAGAUUUAGAUUUUUUCUGUUAUUCUGGAACGUCUUGCACAUGUGGAGAAAAAUGUUGGACUCAGUCCAUUCUUUACCCUUUGGGGAAAAAAACGGUUGACUAAACAGUCUUACUGACAAAGAUUAUGUGGGACUUUUAAACAUUUCAGUACCAGAAGUUCACCUUGAGUCAAGCUUGCUUUGUCAACUGCUGGCAUGUUUUUCUCCUCCUCUCAUAUAUAGCAGGAAUUGUUACUGCAAAAUUCCUUCAGAAUAUAGAAAAUUGUCACUUUUUUUUCUUUCUUACUCUCUCUGUGUUCCUUGUCCAUCUCCAGUGUGCAGUGUGCAGUCUAAGGUUGAAGAUUUCCUUGUUAGGAGGCUGUAUGGGACAAAAACGAACUUCUAGGUCAUUGUUUAGCUCCACAAUAUGUUUUUUUAUGCUGGAAACCCAACACCAGAUUGACUGUGUUAUAAUACUCAUGUCAUCUGAUGCUGUGCUUGCAGUGCUCCCAGAUUUUCAGGUUUCUAGGACCUUGGGUUUGGGAGAAAAUAGCUCACAUAGCCUAAUUGGUGAAACAGCAUUUCAGCUGUGCACUGCCCAAAAAAUGUCAUGAAAGUAAUUGAACAGGAGAAGAAAAAAAUAGUCUCUCAUGCUGCAGAAAUGACUCAGACUGAGAACGCCUGCUGCAGCGCUGAGGUCAGGUGCAUUGAACUGAUGCAGUUCUGAAAUUAAAUGAGAAACUGGUUAAGGUUUUAGAAAAGGAGUAGUUCUGGGCUAAUGAUGAAAAAUGCUCAUAUAGCCAAGAAUUGACUGUUAGAUAAAUGGCCCACCUUGACAUGGUGACUAGAGACAUUCCUCAUCCUCACACACCUUCGUCCUUAGAGCGCAGCAGGCAUCACAUUAUAGGCGGUGGACUCUUCUGUCAUCAGCAUCCUCAGCCAAUGGAGAAACCAGCGGAGGAGCUUUAACAUUCUCUCCGGAGUGGUGCAGACCAGAGCGCAGCGUCCGGCGCCACAGAUCCAACCGUCUGUGCGUAAAAGCUGCACACCUUAAAGUGAGUUUUCUUCUUCUCAUAAUGGACUCUUCUGUUUUGUUGCUGUCGUCCUGAGGACUGUGGGAUGUUUUAAGCUGCAGCGUGGGUAUCCAGCAGAGAAAUGCUGCUUUACGGACCCGAUGGCAUCUGCGUCUUAAGAGGAUUUUAAAGCAGAAAGUCAUGAUGUGAAUGUGAGGCAGCAUCCUACCCAAUGAUUGACACCAGUACACCGACCAUGCUGGACAGAACUGAACCGGCGCACUGCACUGUCUGCUGUUGUACUCUGGUCAACAAAAUCCUCAUGGUAGUCUUCAUGGUGCUUCUGAUCUUCGCCAUCUUGUUUGGGAACUUGGUGACGCUGGCUGUGGUGCUGGGGACCAAACAUUUCCACACACCACAGGGCUACCUGAAGGCUUCCCUUGCUGUGGCUGAUCUGGCGGUGGGAAUGUUUGUGGUGCCGCUGUCCGUCUACGCCGAGGUCUAUCUCAUGGUGACAGACUCAGCACCGGAGUGGACUUUCUACAACUCACAAUCAGUGAGUUUCCACCCAUGUAACGUCAUCGGCCCCAUCUUCGGUGGGUGCACCUUUGUCUCAAUCACAACGAUUUUCCUGCUGACGAUUGAGCGGAGCAUCGCAGUGCUGAAGCCGCUGCACAAGGACUCUGUGAUUACUCGCAAAAGGACCACCAUCCUCAUUGUCCUCUCCUGGGUGGGGAGUUUCUUCUUGGCUGUGUCUCCGAUGAUUUUCAGCAGUGAGAUCGCUCUGGAGUAUAACUCCUGCAGCCGAAUGUGUAACUACGUUCUGGGGACCAUCGGCGAGUUCCCCAGUCAGGCCUGGAACAUCCUUCUCCUCUUUCCUGCGUUUGAUUUCACCCUCCUUGGUGGCACUGUGGUCAUUAACAUCAUCUCUCUUUCCAGUAUCAGACAGCAUUCAAGACGUAGGAAACACCUGGCUGAGACCGAAUGCCAAAGCAUCUCCAAACCUACAUUCUCAGACAUUAAAGCUGCCAAGACCAUUGGUACUCUAACGGUGGCCUUCACUGCAUCAUUCACCCCCAUUGCCGUCUUUGUUGUUGGUAACGUUUUGGGGAAUAAGUGGUGCAAUUUCUCCUUCUUUGCCUUCUGGAUUUUGGCCUCCAACAGUUGCUGGAAUGUCAUCAUUUACAGCGUGAGGGAUCAGAAGUUCAGACUUUGUGCGCACAAACUCCUUCUGCCUCCUACAAAAAGACACCACCACGACAUAAAAACAACAGUGACGAAAAUCUAGCAGCUAAGUUGAGCAGGACUGCAUCAUUUAGAUGUUUGUGUGUCGCACAAACUCUUUGUUCAAUGCAUUGUGAGUCUCAUUAAGAGACGUGUCUGCAUGUCUUGUAGAUUGCUGUUGUGAAAUUGCUUCGUUUUUUUACAUCGAUAAAAAGCAUGGAGUGUUCUUGGGUCGCAAAUGUUAAACUGAAAUGUCCCUCUUUGCGGGAAUUUGUCUUGUUCUGUGUUAUGUUAAGCAAUUGAGGCCUGUUUCAGUCUGUGGAUUGACGGCUUAUCUGAGUGUAAUUAAUUAAAAAAACUAAUAAAAGCAAAAUCUAUUUUCUGUU